Molecule: messenger RNA, 7434 nt
Organism: Oncorhynchus kisutch (coho salmon)
Lineage: Eukaryota; Metazoa; Chordata; Actinopteri; Salmoniformes; Salmonidae
Product: SLIT and NTRK-like protein 2
Exons: 1
Coding region: 582-3143 (853 amino acids)
Biological process (GO): positive regulation of synapse assembly; axonogenesis
Cellular component (GO): glutamatergic synapse
Molecular function (GO): protein binding
Source: RefSeq, a predicted model, not a curated record
CUCUCAGUUGGUGCCUAUGCGCAAGCGGAGGAUGCUUCUGCAUGUUAUUCUUCAGCAUCCGGUCUAUAUCUCAGAGUUGGUUCUCUCGCUGUUUCCAUCGAGAAAGUAAAGGAAAACGCGAAGUGAUAUGCUACGUAUAUUGUAUUUUUGUCAAAAACUAAAUUGCAUUUAAUGAAGAAUGGAAUUUCUUAGGAUCAAGUCGAGAAGAGACUGUACUAUCUCUGUCGUUCAGUGAGUAUCUCGCCGUUUCUGAUUGUGCUGCUACCGAAAUGCUUGAAACUGCUGCCUGUUUGGUCGUGCGUAAUACCGGGGAUUGCAGUAUAUUGCGAAGCUAGUCUCCUGACAAACAAACAAUGUACCCAUUCAAGCCUGGCUCAGAACUUGUCCGAUGACUGAUUCAUGAUUUAAUUUGCUUUUUGGAUUGUAAGGAGAUCAAUGGAGAGUCCUGCGCGUCCGUGCGCCCUGGUGCCAUUUUAACACUAAUACUGUGUUAAUUUGGGCUUGCAUGUCUGCACUGAAAUUGCCAACUCCAAGACUCAUACAACGUUGAUGCUGGAUAAUUCAGCAACAUUGUUGUAAAAAUGCUGAACAGCGUUUUGUUGCUCAGCGUUUUAACUGUGACCAGUUUCUCAUCGAAGACUGAGAGUCGCAAAACUUCGAAAGACAUUUGUAAGAACCGCUGCUCAUGUGAGGAAAAGGAGAAUAUAUUGAGCAUCAACUGUGAAAACAAAGGAUUUACAACGGUUAGUCUAUUUCAACCCCCACCGAACAAAAUCUGUCAACUCUUUCUCAAUGGAAACUUUCUUUCAAGGCUGAAUCCAAACGAGUUUGUCAGUUAUGGUAAUGUGACAUCACUUCAUCUGGGGAACAACGGGUUACAGGAGAUAAAGACUGGAGCUUUUACUGGACUGAGAUUUUUAAAACGACUUCAUCUCAAUAACAAUAACUUGGAGAUAAUCAAGGAGGACACAUUUGCUGGUUUAGAGAGUUUGGAGUAUUUACAGGCAGAUUAUAAUUACAUCAGCGCCAUUGAAGCAGGUGCAUUCGGCAAAUUGAAUAAACUCAAAGUAUUGAUUCUCAAUGACAACCUCCUGCUCUCUCUUCCCAACAAUGUAUUUCGUUUCGUUAUGUUAACGCAUUUGGAUCUAAGGGGGAACCGGCUUAAGAUGUUGCCUUUUGCUGGCGUGCUGGAGCAUAUAGGUGGCAUUAUGGAGAUCCAACUGGAGGAGAACCCGUGGAACUGCACCUGUGAUCUGAUCCCCUUAAAAGCCUGGCUGGACACCAUAUCAGUCUUUGUAGGGGACAUCGUGUGCGAGACCCCAUUCAGACUGCAUGGCAAGGACAUUACGCAAUUGAUUAAGCAAGAUCUAUGCCCCCGACGAAAUGCUGGUGAUUCCAAUCACCGCGCAAUGCAGCCUCCCUCUGAUUCCCAAUACCACGGCCUUUCUCCCACCCUACACCCCGGUGUCACUCCAACAAAAACCCCAAGGGCCUCCCGUCCCCCUAAAACGAGAAAUCGCCCCACACAAAGGGUAACGUCUAGUAAGGACAAACACGUUUUCGGGCCUAUAAUGGUUUAUCAGACUAGGUCCCCUGUUCCCAUGACCUGCCCUAGCAUUUGCGUAUGCACCUCUCAGAACCCAGACAGUGGAUUAAAUAUCAACUGCCAGGAGAGGAAAUUGCAUAAUAUAACAGAGCUUACCCCUAAACCGUCCUAUCCAAAGAAAUUGCAUUUAACAGGCAAUUACUUGCAGACCAUAUACAGAACAGACCUAACCGAAUACAGCUCACUAGAGCUCCUCCACUUAGGAAAUAAUAGAAUAGCUGUCAUUCAGAAUGGGGCCUUUGAAAACCUAGCUAAUCUACGGAGACUUUACCUCAAUGGCAAUUACAUUGAAAGUCUAUCCCAAUCAUUAUUCGCAGGGCUGCAGAGCCUUCAAUACUUAUACCUGGAGUAUAAUGUUAUCAAGGACAUUUUGCCACAGACGUUUAACUCCUUACAUAAUCUGCAGCUGCUGUUCCUAAACAACAAUCUACUGAGAUCCCUUCCCGACAAUGUUUUUGGAGGGACUAUGCUGACAAGACUAAACCUGAGAAACAAUCACUUCUCCCACCUGCCGGUGCGCGGUGUGCUCGACCAGCUCUCCGCAUUCAUUCAGAUCGACCUGCAGGAAAACCCAUGGGAUUGCACCUGCGACAUCGUUGCGCUUAAAAACUGGAUGGAGCUAUCCAGCACCAGCGUUGUGGUAAAUGAAAUCACAUGUGAUUCGCCCUCCAAACACGCAGGGCGGCUCCUCAGGUCUCUGCGUAACGAUGCAAUUUGUCCCGAGCCUAACGAGAUCACAAUAACCAAGGCCCCUACCGUCAGACCCAGCACUGACUCCACUCCUCCCUCUGCCAUCACGCCCACAGACGAGCAGGUGCCCGAGAUGCAUGCGGAGGUGCCCCUGUCGGUUCUCAUACUUGGACUGCUCGUGGUUUUCAUUCUGUCGGUCUGCUUCGGGGCUGGUUUGUUCGUAUUUGUCCUGAAACGACGCAAAGGUGCUGAUAGCGUUCCCGCCAGUGCCAAUAAUGUAGAUUUAAACUCCUUCCAGGUACAAUAUGGUUCUUAUAACACAGAACCCACUGCAGAUAAAACAGAGACGCAUGUGUAUAACUACAUCCCUCCCCCAGUUGGUCAGAUGUGUCAGAACCCCAUCUACAUGCAGAAAGAUAGCGAGCAGGUGGCCUACUAUAGGAAUCUAAAGGAACUAAGCUUCAGCACCAUGGACACUAAAAAGUCGGAGUUGCCCCCAAGUCCAUAUACCAUAAGCACAGUGGAGUUCAUUGAGAAACAAUCUUGCGGCAAUCGAGAGCCGGAACUGCUUUAUCAAAACAUUGCAGAGAGGGUUCAGGAGCUUCCGACUGUUGGGGCACUGAAUUAUAAUUUUUGCACUUUACCGAAAAGACAAUUCAUUCCUCAAUAUGAAACCACUAGACGACACAACCAGGACAGGUUGAAUAAAACGGUUCUCUAUGGGACUCCACGAAAGUAUUAUGCCAAUCAAUCAAAAAAUGAACACCCUGUGCUGCCUGGGAAGCUAAAAACAGAACCAGACUACCUCGAAGUUCUGGAAAAACAAACUGCAAUGAGUCAGUUGUAAGAUAUGACCCUACUUACUAUCAUCAGUAAUGAUUACAUCGAUUUGUAUCUAUGUACUCCACAAAUUGACGAGUCCAACUCAAUCAAAGCAACAUAAGCGUUUGCUCUCCAUUAUUGUCCAGCUGUAUUGAGUAAACGUAUAUGCAGUUAUACUAUUUUACUGGAGGUUUAAAUUAUUUCUUCUACUUGAAAUAUAGUCUGUAGCAGGUACCGCAAGAACUAUGUAAACUACUGCUUUGUGCAUUUCAUAUUCUAUAUUUUAUUUCGUCUGUGGGAAGCGAUUUCAUUUUAAUAGAAGAACAGAAGUGAAUAAUUAUGAAAUGACUUUCCUGUACAUAAUAGCCUAUUGAUGGUGAGUGUGAAACACAUGUACUGGUUCCGUCCACUUGGCAACUCAUUUAUUCCAGAAGUGCCUUUGCACUCCAAGUAUUUUAUCGUUGCUUUCUGCAAAUUGACAUUUUAUAAGUGCUGUAUUUUAAGAAUCUUUAUGUAAAAUAUAAUUAUUUGUCCAUUACAUUAAACAUAACUGAAGAGUGUAUGAUAUUUAUGGUAGAGAAUAUGUUUUGAAUAUCUAAGUGUCUUUCAAGAUGUACAAUUUAGAGAAUUGCAUAAUAUUGUAUGAUAUAGAUGAUCAAUACAAUGCGCCAUAAGCGCAAUUAAAUUUUCACUGAAGCACUUUGUCAAGUCUGAAUUAAGCAUUAAGAUUUUACGUCUCCCUCUCUCUCUCUCUCUCUCUCAGUGUGUGUGUGUGUGUGUGUGUGUGUGUGUGUGUGUGUGUGUGUGUGUGUGUGUGUGUGUGUGUGUGUGUGUGUGUGUGUGUGUGUGUGUGUGUGUGUGUGUGUGUGUGUGUGUGUGUGCGUACGUGCUUCCAUGUGAUGAGGAGGGGGUGGGUGGUUUAGGGGCGGUAACAGCACUCUCUUUGAUCUAUAGACCACUGUGUAUUGAUGAGGAAUUUGCUGAGCACUUUAGCUGAAUGACGCUGGUGCAUGCAAUUUAUCGACCAGCGUUGCUAUAGGUCCCUCACUGUAAUACCACAGGACUACCAUUCAUUUCAUACCUAUAAUAUUUUCCUCAAAAGGUAGAGAGCAGCAGUGUCCUCUAAAAGUAUAGAUUAUUUACCAGUACGUUACGAUUUACGGAUGAUAAAAACUACUGCUCCACAACAACUGAUCUCCUGUAGCCUACCUGAAACGCACAACAUGAUGAUUAGUUCUCAACGCUCCUUAUACCAAAAAUAGAUUGUUUUUAGUGGAUUUAAAUGGAUCAGUUUAUGUUUUGACCUUCAGAUGACAUUUGCUUUGAAGUCUGCUGUGGGCAUAAAUACAGUACCUUCUCCAAGCCCCGGUUAUUCUGCUGUUUGUCUCUCGUUUCGUUUUUGCCCGUCGCUUCACGUAGCUAUUGUGUCGCUGUCCAUGGUGCUGAAUGUUUUCUUCUUACUACUAAUGAUGCAUUUUCUAUGGAUUCUACUACAGUAAGGGUACUUUUCACUUGCUUUGUUCGAUUUCACAUUGACUUUGUUAUGAGUGCACCAUGUUUAUGUUGUUGUUCUUAAUCAUUAAUUAAUUAAACUGAGAAGUAAAUCAAAUUGGGAACUUAAAUUAGCAAUAACUGGCCUACUUGUGAUUUAAUUGAACCAUUAAUUUAAUGCUUAUGUGAGUCUUACAAUCCUGCUAUUAUGCUUGUGGGUAAGUGAGCUUGUGCUUGUGGGUAGCAGAGGCCAUUUGAGUUGGUGUGAGUGAGACUGAGUGAAAGUGCUGUUCAUUCCUUCUGAAACAGAGUGAUUUUCUUUCCUGCAUGGCACAAUGGGUCUCUGUGUUGCUGUUUACUGCUGCUGUGGAGAAUGAGGGGUUAGACAUGUCUUGCACACCAAUGAGGCUCCUCCCUCCCCACCACACACAGAUGUCGAUGGCAUGCAAUAGCUUUACAAUAGAAGUUAUCAAUCACUCCGGUCAGUUGACACCAGAAGAUAGGAUACAAUAUUAUACAUUGACAAACGUGGUGUGCUUAACAAUUUGAGGAUGUCUUUGAAGUAUGUGAUUGUGUGUUCUUGAAUGACUGUUGGAUGUUUUUGGGACACAGCCUGCUCUCUAAAGCUUCACUGGGAUAGUUUUGUCACAAACGAUUUCCAUCCAUGGAAAAAUCCAUAAUAAAGGAAGCAAUUGAGAUCUAUCGUUUUUGAUCAGCAUAUUGUAAUUGAUUCACUUUAAAUGAACCCUUUUUCAUUUAAUUCCAACAAUAUGGUUCCUGUUGUAGACUAAGGUUCUACAUGGGGGAUGUAAACUUUGACCUUGUUUUGCUAAGAUGUGAACUAGUGUGAAUCAAUGGAGACUGCUUGGGGCCUCUCCUGAGGCGAUCAUGGACCUCUUCAUAAAUGCUCUUGGGCAAGUUCAUGUUUAUUCAAAGGUUGGACUGUUUUUUUCCCCACUUUGAUUUGUGAUGAGGCCCAAAGAGAGUGGGCUAUGCUUGUUGUGUAUGAUACUGAAUCUCUUUGACAUGGUGGAGACCAAGAGACUAGUGGGAAGAAUGGAAGGUCGAUAUUCCUCUUUCCCAGGGUCCCCGGAAUUGGCCGGAGUCACAACCAAUUCACUCUCAUAGUAAGGAAGUGAUGCCGGAUUGUGACAUUUGAAAGGUCAGGGUCCAUAAUGUGUUAAUAUCUCAUAUUUUGGAUCACUAUACAUGCAUUGUUCCACAUUAACUGUUGGUUAUGAAUUUCAUAGUUUCUCUAAGAAAUGUUCAGAUAAAUGCUAGGCUCCUACUGCAUAUGGUAAUGCUGCUGCAGGAUUGUUUUUUUGCAUUCAUUAAAUCAAAGUAAUCAAGUACACAACUUAAAGUACAGUUGCAGUUUUUUUGUAUUGCUUUGGGGAAUUUUUCACAACUCUUAGUAUAAAACUCCAAACAGAUCAUCCAUAAGACAGUUGUUUCAAAACUCUAAGCACAUUUUCAAUUGACUAAUUACAACAGACAAAACAUAAUGCAUUUUUCAUCUUAAUGUGUUUCAUCUAGAAAUACAUGUUCACAUUGCAGUACAUGUUCAUAUAAAGUAACUGCCUUUCACAAUGCAAUGCUCACUUUACUUUGAUAAAAUACAUUUUACUAUUACUUAAUCCUGGAUGAUCACUAAAACAUUUGGUAAACCUAUAGAUUUUACAUGUAUACUGCCUGGCCUACUACAGAUUAUGAGAACUACAUAAUGAAAAUGUAUGUCUGUGAAGUAGAAACACGAAAAGUAUAAUAUGUACUACUAUAAUGAUGACAAUUAUGAUUUUACUGUACAGUAAUAAAAAAUAUAUAUCUGCGAGAUGUACCGUAUGUAACAAAUCAAAUCAGUGUUUAUGGGUAGCAGAUGUUACAGCAGGUUCAGCGAAAUGCUUGUGAUUCUGGCUCCUGUAGUGCAGACAUACAAUAGCAACAUGCAAAUAAUUCACACUGCUUUACUUACAUUUUAUUGACCAAUACAGUAUUGUAAUAUAUUACAUUUAUUUAGCAGAUACUUUUAUCCAGAGUGAACCCAGUGGGAAUCUAACCCACAACUCUGUUGUUGCUAGUGCCACACUCUAAUGAACUGAGCUACAGUUCCACUACAAUGCAGGAGAACAGUGCUGUAAAAUAGAAUAUAUGACUACAAUGCAGGUGGAAGGUGUAUGAUGGCCAUCACCAUGAGCAUAUCACCCUCCUUCAGUACAUGGAUGAGGCAUGCAAUGAUUUCAAUCCAGACUUAUGUAAGGCUUGGAUUCGCCAUGCCAAAAGGUUUUUCCCUAGGUGCAUGGGGCAGAGGGUUGCCUAGUGGUUAGAGCUUUGGACUAGUAACCAAAAGGUUGCAAGAUCGAAUCCCUGAGCUGACAAGAUCUGGCGUUCUGCCCCUGAACAAGGCAGUUAACCCACUGUUCCUAGGCCAUCAUUGAAAAUAAGAAUUUGUUCUUAAGUCACUUGCCUAGUUAAAUAAAGGUAAAAUAUGAACAAUGAGGAUAGUUAUUGCCUGAUGUGAAAACAGUUAUGUAGCAUGCUACAUUCAAAGGGCAAUUUUGUAUGUUAACUUGUUUGCUAUUGGAUUAACUUGAAGGAACAAAAUUGUUGUUAAAGGAACAAAAUUGAGAAGGUAUUGUGUUUUGUUGAUUAAACAUUAUACUGUAUUAUAUUUCACAGUAAACUUAUUUUUGGGAUUAAUGGUUGAGUGGUGAAAGUCUACAAACAAAAUGAAUGCACACCUAAAGGUUUAGAAUGACUGGCUUCGUUACAAGUGUUACCAGAUUGGAGUUUUGUACUAAGAGUUUAGAAAAUUCACCACAUAAUUG